Messenger RNA from Paramisgurnus dabryanus, 4057 nucleotides. RefSeq names its product toll-like receptor 12. The record is from RefSeq and is a predicted model, not a curated record. Gene Ontology annotation, biological process: toll-like receptor signaling pathway; inflammatory response. Gene Ontology annotation, molecular function: signaling receptor activity; protein binding. NCBI's taxonomy places the organism in Eukaryota, Metazoa, Chordata, Actinopteri, Cypriniformes, Cobitidae. Gene Ontology annotation, cellular component: plasma membrane.
AAUGUAAACAGUUAUGUAUAUUAAUUUCAGUUUAGACACAUAAAUUGUUUAAAUAAUAAGACAUUAAAAUAUAACAAACACAAAUAAGCAUAAAAGAUGUGCAAAGCAUCUUGAGAUUUAAAAACAUCUUUAUAUUAUAUAUAACUCGGUACCUGUGACAACAAUAGCUCUACACUUACUGUAAGUAUGAUCAAACGCUAGCAUUAAAUAUAUAAAUAUGUUAUUAGGACAUUUAAUACAGUUGUUAAUUUAGACUCAUAAAAAGCAAUAUUUUUUAUGCCAAUAUAACAGUUAAAAUAAUGUCCUGCUUAGUAUCUGAUAAGACAAACUGCUGGGGGUCCAGAGAGACCAAAAGAGGCAGGACUUGGUUUUCAGUUCUAUAUAUUUACCUAAAACAGUCCCCUCUGAAAGAAGAAGUGAGAGAAAGAUAAGUGUCAGAACAAGCAGCAUGUUAAAGAUUCAGAGCAGCAUACUAACAGUUUGAAGAAACCAAGGAAAUUUGUUUGUGUAUGCAGCUGGAUUUGGAAGAUUCUACACUAUGGGUGUGUUUGGAUCAAAUCGCUUGUCUUUGUGCUGGGUCUGGAGAUUUGCAUUGUGUUUGAGUACCUGCAAUGUCGUGUUUGCUCUUAUAAAUAAAAAGUGCUUUACCAUCGAGGAACAUCUUCUCAGAGACAUGCCCAGGACAGAACACUGUCACCGUUAUUCAGGAAAGGGUUUCUACGCAGACUGCAACAUUACUGACCUACGCAAAGAUCUUUCAGAGGUCAGCCCACAGGUUAGAUCCCUUUGUAUCUCCGGUGACAUCAAAAGAAUACCUGCCAAUGCCUUUGCAAACUUUCCUUCUUUGGAAGUUCUUGAAAUAAAUGGGUAUAAUUUGAUGAGUGUCGAGGCUUAUGCUUUUUCAGGUCUUACAAACCUGAAGUAUUUGUGGAUGCUUUUCGACGAUGCAGAGUGUAGUUCUGUCGCCAUGGACAGCCUUGCAUUUGCUGGUUUGGCUAAUUUAGAGGAACUGACACUGAUAGGUGUUAAGUUCGAAAACGUAUCAAGCAGACUAUUUGAUCCAUUGACGAAGGUUAAUAAAAUAAAAUUAUCCAGGAUUUGUGAACAGGACCUUGGGGUUGUUUUUUGUUACCUUCCCAUUGGGAUGUCCCAUCUGAAGGAUUUAGAGGUGAUAGACAGUUUUAUUUCAACCAUCAUGAACAAUGGAUGCCCAGAUGGGUCAAGGACCUGGCCAUUGAAUGUUCUUGCUGGAAUUCAGAAUCUUGACUUAACAGGAAACCCCAUCAAAGUCAUACAGGCCAAUUCGUUAAUUGUGUUCCAGAACCUCUCCAGUUUAAUAAUCGAAUUUAGAGGAGAAUGGCUGGGCAAAAUUUGGGAAUCUGGGAUCGGACAAGUUGGUGAUUUGUGUUUGAGGGGUAAUGUGAUGGAUAAAUACUCUACAAAUGUCAGCGAGUUGUGUCACUUCAUCUCCCGCCUCAGUCCUCAUUCCCUCAGCCUCUCUUACAUAAAAAUAGACAGAUGGACGGCAGAGGAUUUAAAGGAUUGUGGCACAAAUUUGAGAGAGUUAGAUUUUGAAAAUUCAGAGGUGAUUGACAUGGACUUUGGCUUCUGGAAAGUAAAACCAGAGAUACAGACGCUGAUGAUGGCCGAUAUGAAGUUAAAAGAAGCUCCAUUUUGUGAUGCUGCAAAUGGAACCAUAUGGUCCUUAAAAACACUUGACCUCUCUAGAAACUUAAUGACAGAUGUUAAAGGAGACGAGUUUGCUUGUAUGCCUCUUCUUGAAAAACUUGUUUUGAGCAAUAACGCCAUACAAACCCUGAUGCCUCAUGCUUUUCGAGGUUUUCAACAUUUGAAAAUUCUUGAUCUUGGUACAAACAAGAUCUCACAGCUUAGUCUAAAAGAUUUCAGAUACUUGAAGUCUUUGGAGGUCCUCCUCAUUAAUGACAACCUUAUUGAAAAUAUCGAGGACGGGACCUUUCGCUACCAGCAGGAGCUUCGUGAAUUGGAAUUUGGCAAAUUGGAAUAUGUUUACACAUUACAUCUGGAUAAGAUUUUUACUCGAUUUCCACCGAAAAUGCAGCGCCUUAGUAUUGACACACAUUAUGGCACAACUUUUUAUGAGGAUAUUUAUGCGGCACCACCCGAGGGGAUGUUUGAUCUGGAGCUAAUUGGAGGAAGAGUGGCAUUUUCAAGUUGUAAUAGCUCUAUUUACAGAGCCGUUCGAGAGCUAAAGGUGACUUCUAGCUAUUUCAUAUGCCUAAACGACUUCAUGGUACCUUAUUUCCCAAACCUGGAAUCAUUCGAGAUGAUUCAGGUCUCAGAAAGAGCUUAUAUAUUUUACGGGGAAAUCAACGUUCUGCAUCGUCUGAAGCGUCUCAAGCUUAUCAACCUGAAUUUCACGAAUCAUACAGAUGUUGGAAUUGCCUUCCAGAACCUGAGGCAACUCCAGAUCCUUGUACUGGUAAACUGCCGUCUCAGCUUCCUGACCAAGAGUAUGUUCAAAGACCUGAUAUCUCUGCAGCUGUUGCGUCUCUACAGCGACAGUCCUCUAGUCUUGAUUGAUGGCCUGUUCGAUGUUUUGCCAGCACUAUCAGUUUUUGUUUUGGAUAAAGUGAACUUCCAGUGUGAUUGUGAGAACGGUUGGAUUCUUGACUGGGCAGACAGCACCAAAAAAGUGCAGGUGAUCUACACACAAAAGCAGGAAUGUACCUGGCACUAUCAGAAACGCAACUUUUUAGCAACCAUGGAGAAGUUGUGUCAGACUGACACGCAGUUUGUGUGCUAUGUAGCCACUGCUGCCACUAUUUCUCUGAUGAUGUUCCUUGCAGUGGGAUAUCACUUCGCUCGCUGGCCCACUGUGAUCCUCUAUUUCCGCCUAAGAGGUUUUGUGGAAAAGAGGUUUGGCAGGCAGUGGCAGAGGAGGAGGAGAAGACUUGAGCAAAUAGACGGAGACCUAGAGGAGGUGAAGUAUGAUGCCUUCGUAUCAUACUGCAGCCGAGAUGAGGCGUGGGUCCAGGAAGAGAUGGUUCCGAGGCUGGAGGAACAAGGUCACCUCAGACUGAGACUAUGUCUGCAUAACAGAGACUUUGAGGUGGGGAAAGGUAUUGUGGACAACAUUGCAGAGAGCAUCUACAGCAGCCAAUGCACUGUUUGUUUGAUCAGUCGCUGUUAUCUGCGUAGCGACUGGUGUGGUCUGGAGAUGCGUUUGGCCACCCACCGCCAGCUGGAAGGGCAGAAUUACCGUCUCAUCCUCGUCUUUCUCGAACACAUCUCUCCCUUUGAGCUCUCCGCUUUCCAUCGUUUGGCAAGACUGGUGAGAUCUCAUACAUAUUUGGACUGGCCAGAGGAUGAAGCUGAUAGAGUGAAUUUCUGGGAUCGCCUAAGAAGGAACAUUGCGGAGGAAGACAUGAAUGCUUCUUGAAACUACAGAGUGAAACAACCUGAAUACCUUCUUGCCACAGCCUGUUAAACAGUGGCGGCCGGUGACUUAUUUUUUCGAGGGCGCACGAUGCGAAGUUCAUCACAAUAUGUAUGUAGCCCAUCGUGUGUGGUUCGUAAGUUAAAAAUAUGUGUUCGCCGCGUUGAGUGAUCCUGUGUGCAUAACGCGUCUUGUCAAAAUAAGUGCCUGCUGCAGACGUGUCUAAAGGAGAUGCUCGCGUUUGCCAAUUACUCGCAUAAUCUCAUGCGUAAUCAGAGUUUACUGUUAAGGGAGUGUCUUGCGUGUAUUUUGUGAACGUGAGCCUCUCUUUAAUCAUAAACGGUUUUGACACGUAUGCAGCAGGCACUUAUUUUGACAAAACGCGUGAUGCACAUGGUUCACAUGACGCAACAAACACAUAUUUUGAAAAAAAAAAACGAGCAACACACAUGACAAUCGAACACAUAUUUUGAAUUUGCGCUCCGCGGAAGAGAUAUUACCGGCCGCCGCUGGACGCAUGACAUGGUGCCAAGGUGCAUUAAUCUACUGUAUACAAAUCACUUUAUUUUACGAAAAGCUGUUGUUUAAAAUCUGUUGACUCUUUAACUUUUCUGCAUUUGUCUGUAUCAUUUUCAUCUU